This is a messenger RNA of Physella acuta, 3260 nucleotides long. Its product is annotated as vacuolar protein sorting-associated protein 53 homolog. Gene Ontology annotation, cellular component: GARP complex. NCBI's taxonomy places the organism in Eukaryota, Metazoa, Mollusca, Gastropoda, Physidae. The record is from RefSeq and is a predicted model, not a curated record. Gene Ontology annotation, biological process: retrograde transport, endosome to Golgi.
AUGGCUUUCGUCGAAGAUGAGGAUUUUGUUGACGAUCAGUUGCAGUCGCUGUUAUCUUUUCCCGCUGAAGUGCAAGAAGCUAUUGAACAGGUUCUGCCCAGUAACGAUCCAUUAGACAGACCAGAUUUUAACCCUGUUGAUUACAUCAACACCUUGUUUCCUACUGAACAGUCUCUUUCAAAUAUUGACGAAGUAGUUGGCAAGAUUCGACACAAAAUUUGGAGGCUAGAUGAUGAAAUCCGUAAUGUUGUUCGUGGCCAGACAAAUGUGGGGGAAGAGGGUCGUCAAGCUUUGGAAGAAGCCCAGCGCGCUAUCCAGGAUUUAUUCAGUAAGAUAAAAGAUAUCAAGGACAAGGCUGACAAAUCGGAGCAGAUGGUUAAAGAAAUUACAAGAGACAUUAAACAGCUGGACCAUGCCAAGAGACACCUCACUGCCUCCAUCACCACUCUCAACCAUCUACAUAUGUUAGUUGGGGGUGUGGACUCUCUCACAUCUUUGACUCACGUCAGGCAAUAUGGCCAAGUAGCAAAUCUGCUACAGGGUGUACUGAAUGUCCUGGAUCACUUUGAGAAGUAUAUGGAGAUCCCACAAAUCAAGCAGUUAGCAGAUAGAGUGAAACAGAUCCAAUCAGAAUUAGGAAAUCAAAUCAUAUCAGACUUUGAAGAAGCCUUUCAAGGUUCUGGAGCUAAGUAUGGGCCAGGCAAUCAGAAGCAGUUGCGUGACGCCUGUUUUGUGGUCAACAUCCUGGACCCAAAAGUGAAGAGAGAUUUGCUCAACUGGUUUGUCAAGCUUCAGCUCUCUGAGUACGUGGUUCUGUUUGCAGAGGACCAGGAUGAAGCCUGGCUAGAUAAAAUAGACAGGAGAUAUGCUUGGAUCAAACGGGCGCUGGUGGACUUUGAAGAGAAAUUUGGUCACCUGUUUCCUCCUGAUUGGGAAGUCAGUGAGAGAAUUUGUGUCGAGUUUUGUCACAUUACACGUAAAGAGCUGUCCAAGGUGAUGCAGCGACGUCGUGUUGAAAUAGAUGUCAAGCUGCUGCUGUUUGCCAUACAGAGGACCAGCAACUUUGAGGCUCUCAUAGCCAAGAGGUUUACUGGAAUCACCAUGCAGAAGAACCAGCCCAAACCAGCCCAGAGUGUAUCCAUCAACAGCACACAGUCUGCACCGACCAACCCCUUUGAAGAGCCAUCAACAAAUCCCUUUGAGCAGGUGGAGAAGUCUCCUGAAGUAAAGGAAAGCGUAUCUCCCUUUGCUGGCAUAGUUUCACAAUGCUUUGAAGCCCAUUUGAAUAUUUAUAUAGAGAAUCAGGACAGAAACCUGGCGGAGUUGAUCAACCGGUUCCAGAGUGAUAUCCAGGCCCACGGCACACCUCGGAUGGACGGGGAGGAGAACAGCAACGUGCUACCCAGCUGCGCUGACCUCUUUGUCUUCUACAAGAAGUGCAUGGUCCAGUGCUCCCAGCUCAGCACCGGUCAGCCUCUGAUUGACCUCACCAAGACAUUCCAGAAGUACCUGAAGGAGUAUGCUCAUAGAGUCCUGCUGGCAAACCUGCCCAAGAUCAGCAAGGAAAGUGUCAACAUCAGUUCCGCCUCAGGGCUGAUACAGAGUAUACUGAAGGAAGGGGACGUAACCAAGUUCACCGAGGAGGAGCAGUGCAGGAUCUGUAGUCUACUGUGUACAGCUGAGUACUGCAUGGACACCACACAACAGCUGGAGGAGAAGCUGAGAGAGAAGGUGGAUGCUGAGUUCAAGGCUUCAGUGGCGCUUAAUGCUGAACAGGAUAUGUUUCAUACUGUCAUCUCCAACUGUAUACAACUGCUAGUGCAGGACCUGGAGACAGCAUGUGAACCUGCUUUAACCGCCAUGACCAAGAUGCCCUGGUCCAACAUUGAAGCUGUAGGGGACCAGAGUGGCUAUGUGACGGCAAUCACCUCACACCUCAAACAGAACAUUCCAGUUAUACGGGACAAUUUAGCCUCAUCUAGGAAAUAUUUCACACAGUUUUGUGUCAAGUUUGCCAAUUCUUUUAUCCCCAAGUUUAUUGCUACUCUCUACAAGUGUAGACCAUCCACCACAGUGGCAGCUGAACAGCUGCUGUUAGACACCCACAGCCUGAAGACUGUUCUACUGGAACUACCAGGCCUGGGAUCUCAGGUCCUGCGUAAAGCUCCUGCCAGUUUUACAAAGAUUGUGGUCAAAGGCAUGACAAAAGCUGAGAUGAUUCUUAAGGUUGUAAUGUCACCCCAAAAUCCUCCACAAGGAUUUGUGGAUAACUUUAUCCGCUUGUUGGCAGACUCAGAUAUUAAUGACUUCCAAAGGGUGUUGGAAAUGAAGGGGGUGAGACGUGGUGACCAGAGUUCCCUGGUAGAAAUGUACAGAGCGCGGGUGCCAGUUUCCUCCAUCCUGGCCAACACCAGUCCAGGCGGCCUGACCUCAUCCUCCACAUCACACCAGACCUCGGCCCCUGAACCAGAGUCCAGCCGCAUCAAGAAAUUAGAAAAACUUAUCAAGAAGAGGCUUUAGUUUUUACUGAACCAGAGUCCAGCCGCAUCAAGAAAUUAGAAAAACUUAUCAAGAAGAGGCUUUAGUUUUCCCUUAACCAGAGUCUAGCCGCAUCAAGAAAUUAGAAAAACUUAUCAAGAAGAGGCUGUAGUUUUCCCUGAACCAGAGUCUAGCCGCAUCAAGAAAUUAGAAAAACUCAUCAAGAAGAGGCUGUAGUUUUCCCUGAACCAGAGUCUAGCCGCAUCAAGAAAUUAGAAAAACUCAUCAAGAAGAGGCUAUAGUUUUCCCUGAACCAGAGUCUAGCCGCAUCAAGAAAUUAGAAAAACUUAUCAAGAAGAGGCUUUAGUUUUCACUCCACUACGGCUGUUAAAAUUUGUUCUGGGGUUGGGGUGUUAAUUGUGAUACAAAUGGCAUAAAGCUGAUCUGUAAUACAGAUGAUUGUCUCCUAUCUGAACUGCUUUGGUCAGUUGUCUUUUUUUUUUAAUUCUUAUUCUGGUGAUUACAACUGACUAGUUCCAUUAUUGUAGGUUUCGUUUUAAAACCUAAACCUACACUCGUUAUAUUUUGUGAUGUGAUUUCAUUGGCUAUUUAUUGAAAUCAGAUGACCAAUACCAGCAUUUGAUGCAUGAAUUAUAGUGAUACAAUGUAAACAAAAAAUGUUUUUUUUAAAAGAAUUGGUUAAUGUGGUGGUGUGCUUUUGUGCAAUAAUGUUUAAUUGUAUAUAAUGAGAUGAUAAUUUAAAUGAAUAGAAUAAACAUUCC